Calidris pugnax (ruff) is the source of this 4515-nucleotide messenger RNA. RefSeq names its product DNA helicase INO80-like. Gene Ontology annotation, cellular component: Ino80 complex. Gene Ontology annotation, molecular function: DNA binding; ATP binding; ATP-dependent chromatin remodeler activity. The transcript is spliced from 37 exons. Lineage: Eukaryota; Metazoa; Chordata; Aves; Charadriiformes; Scolopacidae. The record is from RefSeq and is a predicted model, not a curated record. Gene Ontology annotation, biological process: DNA repair. The coding region runs from base 250 to 4515 and encodes 1421 amino acids.
GCGGGGCGCUGGCGGCAGCCCCGUGCGUGGAGAGGCCGCAUGAUGCAAGGCGGCCGGCGGAGCGCGGGGGACUUGGCCUCGGUGAGAGCCGCGGCCUGGGCUUGUAAGGGGCCCUGUGGCGAUGGCAGCCUUCCGAUACCUGAAGGGAGCCUACAGGAGAGCCGGGGAAGGACUCUCUGCCAGGGAGUGGACUGACAGGACAAGGGCUGUGUGUUCAGAGGCACCCGUGCAUGAGGAGAAGUUUGUUCUAUGGCCUCAGAGCUGGGUGCCAGGGAGGAUGGCAGCUGCUCAGAGCUGGCAAAACCCCUUUAUCUGCAAUAUCUGGAGAAAGCUCUGCAACUGGAUCAGUUUUUACGACAGACGUCUGCCAUCUUUAACAGGAGUAUAUCCAGCGAUGAAAGUGAAGAUGGAUUGGAUGACAAUCCUUUGCUGCCUCAGUCUGGGGAUCCCCUGAUGCAAGUUAAGGAAGAGCCUCCAAACUCUUUGCUUGGGGAGUCUUCUGGAGCUGGGAAUUCCGGGAUGCUGAGCACACAUUCCCUGAAUGGAGUACUGCAGCCAGAACCAAAGUCUGAAAAAGGGAGCCUGUAUAACUUUUCCAAACUGAAGAAAAGCAGAAAGUGGCUGAAGAGUAUCCUUCUGAGUGAUGACUCCAGUGACACAGAUUCACCAAGUGAUGAGGACGGAGAGGAAGAAGAAGAGUUUACUCUUUCAAGGGAGGAACUUCACAAUAUGCUGCGAUUACACAAAUAUAAGAAACUACAUCAAAGUAAAUAUAGCAAAGACAAAGAGCUGCAGCAAUAUCAGUACUACAGUGCAGGACUGCUGUCUACGCAUGACCCUUACUACGAGCAGCAGCGCCACCUGAUAGGGCCCAAGAAAAGGAAGUUUAAAGAAGAGAAAAAAUUAAAAGGCAAGUUGAAAAAAGUAAAGAAAAAGAGGAGACGGGAUGAAGAACUCUCUUCAGAGGAGUCGCCACGACGCCACCAUCACCAGACCAAAGUUUUUGCCAAGUUUUCUCAUGAUACACCACCACCUGGGGCCAAGAAAAAGCAUUUGACUAUCGAACAACUUAAUGCACGUCGGCGGAAAGUGUGGCUUAGCAUUGUUAAAAAGGAAUUGCCAAAGGCAUACAAACAAAAAGCCUCAGCCCGCAACCUUUUCCUAACCAACAGCAAAAAGCUUGCCCAUCAGUGCAUGAGGGAGGUCCGUCGAGCUGCUAUCCAGGCCCAGAAAAACUGUAAGGAAACUUUACCACGAGCGCGUCGUCUUACCAAGGAGAUGCUUCUCUACUGGAAAAAGUAUGAAAAGGUGGAAAAAGAACAUCGCAAACGAGCUGAGAAAGAGGCUCUGGAGCAGCGCAAGCUGGAUGAGGAGAUGAGAGAGGCUAAGAGGCAGCAGCGAAAACUUAACUUCCUGAUCACACAAACUGAAUUAUAUGCCCAUUUUAUGAGUCGUAAACGAGAUAUUGGACAUGAUGGAAUACAGGAGGAAAUCCUACGUAAACUGGAAGACAGCUCUACCCAAAGGCAGAUUGAUAUUGGUGGAGGAGUUGUGGUCAACAUCACCCAAGAAGUUUACGAUAGUAACUAUUACAAGGCCCAAGCUCUGAAGAACGCUGAGGAUGCUUACCAGAUUCAUCAGGCCCGGACCAGAUCAUUUGAUGAAGAUGCAAAGGAGAGUCGGGCAGCUGCUUUACGGGCUGCGAACAAGUCUGGUACUGGCUUUGGAGAGAGCUACAGUUUAGCAAACCCAUCUAUCCGGGCAGGAGAAGAUAUUCCACAGCCUACUAUUUUCAAUGGAAAACUAAAAGGUUACCAACUGAAAGGCAUGAAUUGGCUGGCCAACCUAUAUGAGCAGGGUAUCAAUGGAAUCCUGGCAGAUGAAAUGGGUCUGGGUAAAACAGUACAAAGUAUUGCUCUCCUUGCACAUCUGGCUGAGAGAGAGAACAUCUGGGGACCUUUUUUAAUAAUUUCACCUGCCUCUACUCUUAACAAUUGGCACCAGGAGUUUGCCAGAUUUGUACCUAAAUUUAAGGUGCUACCUUAUUGGGGAAAUCCUCACGAUAGAAAGGUGAUCAGGAAGUUCUGGAGUCAGAAGACAUUAUACACUCAGGAUGCUCCUUUCCAUGUGGUGAUCACCAGUUAUCAGCUGGUAGUACAGGAUGUGAAGUAUUUCCAGCGAGUGAAGUGGCAAUAUAUGGUGCUGGAUGAAGCUCAAGCACUCAAGAGUAGCUCCAGUGUUCGUUGGAAGAUCCUACUACAGUUCCAGUGUCGAAAUAGAUUGUUGUUGACUGGGACCCCAAUCCAGAACACAAUGGCUGAGCUGUGGGCCCUGCUGCAUUUUAUCAUGCCAACACUGUUUGAUUCCCAUGAAGAGUUCAACGAGUGGUUUUCUAAGGACAUAGAGAGCCAUGCAGAGAACAAAUCUGCCAUUGAUGAGAACCAGCUAUCCCGCUUGCACAUGAUUCUGAAGCCUUUCAUGUUGAGAAGAAUCAAGAAGGAUGUGGAAAAUGAGCUGUCAGAUAAGAUUGAAAUUCUUAUGUACUGCCAGCAGACAAGUCGACAGAAGCUGUUGUACCAAGCUCUGAAAAACAAAAUCUCUAUUGAUGACCUCCUGCAGUCCUCGAUGGGCACUACUCAGCAAGCACAGACCACCACUAGUAGUCUCAUGAACCUUGUCAUGCAGUUCAGGAAGGUGUGCAAUCACCCAGAGCUGUUUGAGCGGCAAGAAACUUGGUCUCCAUUUCACAUCUCCCUAAAGCCAUACCAGAUUUCGAAGUUCAUCUACCGUCAUGGACAGAUCAGGGUCUUUAACCACUCACGGGACAGGUGGUUACGGGUUUUACUUUCGCCAUUUGCACCAGACCACAUCCAGCAGUCUCUCUUUCAUAGGAAGGGCAUCAAUGAAGAAAGCUGUUUUUCUUUUCUCCGAUUUAUUGAUGUCUCUCCAGCAGAAAUGGCAAACCUCAUGAAUCAGGGACAUUUAGCCAGGUGGUUAGCUCUUUUCCUGUCUCUGAAGGCAUCCUACAGGCUCCAUCACAUGCGCUCCUGGGCGGAGAGCGAAGGGGAGAAACAGCAGGGGUCAUGCUGUCUGAGGAACAGGGAUUUCCUGCUUGAUGUAAAUUUCCCGCUGUCUUUCCCUAACUUGCACAGCUGCACUUUGCUGCAGGGUAUCAAUGGAAUCCUGGCAGAUGAAAUGGGUCUGGGUAAAACAGUACAAAGUAUUGCUCUCCUUGCACAUCUGGCUGAGAGAGAGAACAUCUGGGGACCUUUUUUAAUAAUUUCACCUGCCUCUACUCUUAACAACUGGCACCAGGAGUUUGCCAGAUUUGUACCUAAAUUUAAGGUGCUACCUUAUUGGGGAAAUCCUCACGAUAGAAAGGUGAUCAGGAAGUUCUGGAGUCAGAAGACAUUAUACACUCAGGAUGCUCCUUUCCAUGUGGUGAUCACCAGUUAUCAGCUGGUAGUACAGGAUGUGAAGUAUUUCCAGCGAGUGAAGUGGCAAUAUAUGGUGCUGGAUGAAGCUCAAGCACUCAAGAGUAGCUCCAGUGUUCGUUGGAAGAUCCUACUACAGUUCCAGUGUCGAAAUAGAUUGUUGUUGACUGGGACCCCAAUCCAGAACACAAUGGCUGAGCUGUGGGCCCUGCUGCAUUUUAUCAUGCCAACACUGUUUGAUUCCCAUGAAGAGUUCAACGAGUGGUUUUCUAAGGACAUAGAGAGCCAUGCAGAGAACAAAUCUGCCAUUGAUGAGAACCAGCUAUCCCGCUUGCACAUGAUUCUGAAGCCUUUCAUGUUGAGAAGAAUCAAGAAGGAUGUGGAAAAUGAGCUGUCAGAUAAGAUUGAAAUUCUUAUGUACUGCCAGCAGACAAGUCGACAGAAGCUGUUGUACCAAGCUCUGAAAAACAAAAUCUCUAUUGAUGACCUCCUGCAGUCCUCGAUGGGCACUACUCAGCAAGCACAGACCACCACUAGUAGUCUCAUGAACCUUGUCAUGCAGUUCAGGAAGGUGUGCAAUCACCCAGAGCUGUUUGAGCGGCAAGAAACUUGGUCUCCAUUUCACAUCUCCCUAAAGCCAUACCAGAUUUCGAAGUUCAUCUACCGUCAUGGACAGAUCAGGGUCUUUAACCACUCACGGGACAGGUGGUUACGGGUUUUACUUUCGCCAUUUGCACCAGACCACAUCCAGCAGUCUCUCUUUCAUAGGAAGGGCAUCAAUGAAGAAAGCUGUUUUUCUUUUCUCCGAUUUAUUGAUGUCUCUCCAGCAGAAAUGGCAAACCUCAUGAAUCAGGGACAUUUAGCCAGGUGGUUAGCUCUUUUCCUGUCUCUGAAGGCAUCCUACAGGCUCCAUCACAUGCGCUCCUGGGCGGAGAGCGAAGGGGAGAAACAGCAGGGGUCAUGCUGUCUGAGGAACAGGGAUUUCCUGCUUGAUGUAAAUUUCCCGCUGUCUUUCCCUAACUUGCACAGCUGCACUUUGCUGCAGGUUACAACUCCAUUGAUUCGUUUCAGGAGGAAAUAA